This is a messenger RNA of Merops nubicus (carmine bee-eater), 417 nucleotides long. RefSeq names its product chromosome unknown open reading frame, human C10orf105. Lineage: Eukaryota; Metazoa; Chordata; Aves; Coraciiformes; Meropidae. The transcript has a single exon. Bases 1 to 417 code for a protein of 138 amino acids. The record is from RefSeq and is a predicted model, not a curated record.
AUGAGCACAGAGGACAUUGGCAACGGGAUCUCUCCCACUCCACCUCUCCUUGGGCUUCUGGUUUCAACCACCAAGCCGGUCUCGCCCAGUGCCACAUCCCCUGAGAUGGCAGACCCACUGCCUAUCAUUGUCUCUCUCGUCUGCAUCUUCCUCCUCCUGGCGACCUUCCUCAUCUUUGUCACCCUCUGCAAGCCAGCGGCACUGGACCAGUCCCACCCUGGGCCCAGUGAGUGCAUGCCCCAUCACCCAGCAGAUGCCAGCGAGCCCCAGUUGAGGUUCUGGAAGCGACUGGGCUCCCUGCGCCGUUCCAUCAACACCUUCAGGAGGAGUCGGCCGGUGACCCAGAGCCAGCUCAUCUUCCCCAGAAGCUCCCCUGCCAGCCAGAACUGGCAUGUCACAGAGUGCACCAAAAUGUAA